UCACACAUGACUCACGCCCUUCCGUUUUUGGGCCAAGACAUGACUCACGCCUUGUUUAAAUAAUGGAUGUGCAUGAAGCUCACUUUUUCUACUUAGAUACAUGCUCAGAAAUACACAAUUCAAUUUAAAUCCAACCAAUUUAAACACUGUUUACACAUCAUUUGAUGAACCAGAACCAUACAAUACAAACUUAGCUUAAAUAUACAAUUGAGGUUAAAAACAUGACAGAUGCAUUUAGCCUACAGUACACCCCUCCACCAGCUAUUGACUCCAAAAGCAUCAGGCAUACAUAAUGCAUAUAUAUACACUACCAUCACCACAAAGCAACUCCCCCCAAGUUGACAUUUUAUUCCUUUUCCCUAUAUUUUCAACUUAUAGUCAUAUGACUCAGAAAUUAAUAUAUAUUUUUUUUAUAAGAACUCAGAAAUUAAUAUAAACAUGGCUGCCAAAAUAUACACUUCUGUAUCAUUCCUCUGAUUCUUUUUUCAUAGAAAUUGAACUCUCAAUACAAAACACCAUGAACAACACUUCCAAUUCUGAUAACCCUUUAGAGAACUUAAAUAUAUUAACAUAUUAUUAUAUUGGACUGUCUUUUGCUCUUAUCUUCCUCAUGGUGUUCAUAGCUCUAUUUUCAUGUUACUGUAACAACAGAAACCGCCAAAACAGGCUGCAAUUUAGAGGAAGAAAUUCUAACAGACCAAUGGUCAUCACAGAGACGGAUAAUGAAGUGAAUAUGGACGUUUGUGAGGAAGAACAAGAUUCCAUUCUUAAUAGUUACCCUGUUUUGUUGUUCUCUCAAGUCAAGCUUCACCAUAAAGAUGAUUCAACAUCACUCAUUUGCUCAAUUUGUUUGGCAGAUUAUAAAGAUUCAGAGUUGUUGCGACUCUUAUCUGAUUGUGGUCAUUUUUUUCAUAAGGAAUGUGUCGCUACAUGGUUUAGGCUAAACAUGUCAUGUCCUAUGUGUCGGAACUCGCCACUUCCAACACCCAUUGCUCAAGUUACACCAUUGGCAAACCAAACAACACAUGAUUGAGUAGUAACAGCUCUUCAAAGUGUUAAUUAGAAGGCACAUAUGAAAAUUUUGAAUGUGAAUCUUGUAAUGUAUGCUUAGAAAUUUAAUAUUGCAUCUGCGCCAAUAUACACAGCAACAUCGAAAUGCAAUUGUUUAUUUGUGUUGUUAUUGUUAUUGUAAAUCACAAAAAAAAAACUUAGUAACACCACAACGAUCGCAACAUAGUGGGUUUAACAGCCGCAUCAAGCCGCAAAUAAUCUUGAGCAGUUCUUAGCCAACCUCUAAAGGUACCUUACAACUGUUUAUCACCAUCUUUAUAACCGUCCUUCCUAUAUUGAAUGACACAAUAAGGAGAUAAAUGUUAAGUGGAUCCAUCCUCCUAUAAACUAUUGCAAUUUGCAAACUUAAUAUCGAUGUGUAAUUCUAGGGUAACACUAGCCUUUCUACUUGUGGAGGACUCAUCGGAUAUUA
Molecule: messenger RNA, 1483 nt
Organism: Trifolium pratense (red clover)
Lineage: Eukaryota; Viridiplantae; Streptophyta; Magnoliopsida; Fabales; Fabaceae
Product: RING-H2 finger protein ATL70-like
Exons: 1
Coding region: 518-1033 (171 amino acids)
Molecular function (GO): zinc ion binding
Source: RefSeq, a predicted model, not a curated record